Messenger RNA from Gadus morhua (Atlantic cod), 1484 nucleotides. RefSeq lists its product as uncharacterized. The record is from RefSeq and is a predicted model, not a curated record. Gene Ontology annotation, cellular component: nucleus. The transcript has 11 exons. Lineage: Eukaryota; Metazoa; Chordata; Actinopteri; Gadiformes; Gadidae. Bases 211 to 1227 code for a protein of 338 amino acids.
CCCGUUUCAGAAAGCAGGUUCAACAAACUCUGAGUUAAAACCUUAACUCUAUGUUGACCAACUCUGAGCUGUCAAACUCUAAGUUAUCGGUUUCAGAACAGGUGAUAACACUUAGUUCAAUCAACUCAGAGUCAAGGUAACCCUGAGUGAAGCUUGUGCAUGAGGAUAUAAAAAGCCCUCAUCAAUGGAGCACAGAUAACAUGAUUCACCAUGGCAACAAGUGGUAAACAGCCUCGAUCCUCCUACUUCUCCCCAGUGGAGUUGGAAAUAUUAAUGACUGCGCAUGCAGAAAGUGAGCAUACAUUUUUAAAAAGAAGCAAUACUGUGGCAGCAGCAAAAGUGCGGGAUCUUGAGUGGCAGAAAAUUGCUGACCGAGUCAAUGCGUGCAACCCAACAGGCACCAAACGGACUUGGCAGCAGCUAAAGAUGAAAUAUAAAAAUGUAGUUCAAACAGCCAACAGAAAAAAGGCUGAGGCCCGCAAAACAGGUGGCGGUCCACCACCACCACCACCUCUCACAGAGGCUGAAGAGAUGGCCCUCAGUCAGAACAGUGGGCGACCCAUUGCUGAGGGCAUCUCUGGGGGGAGCUCACCGGACCCACCCACGCCCCAGGACACAGGGGCCUACAUAAAAGUUACUGAUGGUGUAAUCUGUCUCAUGGAGCCUUCUGCCAUAACAGACCUCCAUGCUGAGGAUGGUGAAGACACCUUAUCAGCUGCCACAGAGAGGGAAGAUGCAGAGAGGCCUGUUGAAAGCCAUGCUGGAAAUUACAAUGAGGAAGAAGGUCCAUCAACCUCCACAGAACAGCUUACCUCACUCCCUGUGAAACAACUGUAUAAGGUAUAUUUGCAAGCACAAAUCAACAAAUGUCAUCUGGAAAUGGACCAUAUAAGGCUGCAGAUCACAAAGACAAAAAUGGAAAUACAAAUGCUGGACCAUCGGUUAAAGGAGGAUGGUGAAGACACCUUAUCAGCUGCCACAGAGAGGGAAGAUGCAGAGAGGCCUGUUGAAAGCCAUGCUGGAAAUUACAAUGAGGAAGAAGGUCCAUCAACCUCCACAGAACAGCUUACCUCACUCCCUGUGAAACAACUGUAUAAGGUAUAUUUGCAAGCACAAAUCAACAAAUGUCAUCUGGAAAUGGACCAUAUAAGGCUGCAGAUCACAAAGACAAAAAUGGAAAUACAAAUGCUGGACCAUCGGUUAAAGGAAAUAAAGAAGACCUCAUAAAAUGAGAUGCAUAUUGUAACAUUUAACAUUGGGGAGGUGAUGGGUCAGUUAGAAAUGAUUGACGCAUAUCAUGUCUCUAACAGCUCUUCCAUCUCGUGCAUCAGCAGGGGGGGUAGGAUUAAUACCUGGAUCACAGGGGGAAAAGAGUAGGACAUUGUUCUCCACUAAUAGUGGCAAUGUUGUGGAGAACCACACAUGCCACUAUAAUGUCACAAGCUCUCUCUGGGGUGACCCUGAGCCUACCAAGGCACUGGAAC